Molecule: messenger RNA, 1829 nt
Organism: Notothenia coriiceps (black rockcod)
Lineage: Eukaryota; Metazoa; Chordata; Actinopteri; Perciformes; Nototheniidae
Gene: tnn
Product: tenascin N
Exons: 10
Biological process (GO): neuron projection development; regulation of cell adhesion
Molecular function (GO): protein binding
Source: RefSeq, a predicted model, not a curated record
AGUCCUUCAGACAAAAGGGGAGAAAGGAAGAGAGUAAAGGAGGAGAAAGUUAAAGAAAACUCUCAAGGCCAUGACUUCCAGUCUCCUGUGGCGGGCCCUGUGCCUGCUGGUGACGCUCUGCACUGUGUCACACUUCAGCUCCGCCACUCGCCACCCCGGCCCCUCAGCUCCAGAGCAAGGGGUCACCUUCAGCCACGUCUAUAAAAUUGACAUCCCUGGGACUUCCAGUUGUAAACUUGAGAGCCUGCCAGCCCAGGACGAAGCAGGUCUGCAGACUGAGACCACUUCUAAUGGGGAGAACGACAUCACCUUCAGACACAACAUCAGGCUGCAGACACCAAAGUGUGACUGUGAGGAUUCUGAAAGCUUCAAGUCACUUUUGUACAGAGUCAAUGGGCUGGAGGAAGAAGUCACCUACCUAAAGACUGCCUGUACCCAGGGAUGUUGUGGAGGUGGUGGAGCUGCAGGAGUGGACACGAGCUGUAGUGGGCAUGGUACCUACCAACCGGAGACCUGCAGCUGCCUCUGUAACCCAGGGUGGGAAGGCCCAGACUGCUCCGUGUCCUCCUGCCCUGACGAGUGCAAUGACAACGGUCGAUGUGUGGAUGGGAAGUGUGUGUGCCUUCAGGGCUACACAGGCGAGGACUGUAGCCAGCUGAUAUGUCCAGACGAUUGCAACGACAAAGGGCAAUGUGUGGAUGGCAAAUGUGUGUGUUUCCCAAACUUCACCGGCGAGGAUUGCAGCAUCCAGAAGUGUCCCAACGACUGCAUUGGUAACGGCCAGUGUGUGGAUGGCCAGUGCAUCUGUGAAGAAGGCUUUUAUGGCGAAGACUGCUCAUUAGUCAUCGGCCCUCAGGGUCUGCGGCUGGUCCAGCUGACCGACGUCUCUCUCCUGGUUGAGUGGGAGUCAGUUCGCAGGGCAGAGUAUUACAUUCUGACAUAUCAUCCCAAAGAUGAUGAGAGUGCCCUGAAGCAAGUUAAGGUUCCCAACACAGAGAACUCCCACCUUAUUAAGAAGUUGAGUCCUGGGGUCACUUACAUUGUCAAAGUUUAUGCCGUCAUCAAAGAAAUCCAAAGUGAAGCAGACAAGCUCGAGGCUACCACAGAUGUCUCCACUGUUGAUGGUAUCAGAGUUCUUGGCCAGACAGAAGUCUCCAUCAAGGUCGACUGGAAGAACCCGCGUUCUGAGGUGGAUCACUUCAGGCUCACACACAUCAACCCAGCAGGACAGGAGGAGGAGCUGAACGUCAAGAGGAGCCAAGAGGCGCGCACCAAACACACUAUUGUCGGUCUGAUUCCAGGAACAGAGUACCAGAUAUCAGUGCAGGCCAUCAAAGGAACCUCUGAGGGAAAACCUUCCUCCGUCACGGGAGCCACAGACAUUGACUCUCCUACUAACUUGGUCACCACUGAAGUAACAGAGGACACGGCAACAGUGUCAUGGGAUCGUGUCCAGGCAGAAAUCCAGGGCUACAUGUUGAGCUACACCUCUGCUGAUGGAUCCAGCAGCGACAUCCCAGUAGGACGUGAGAGCACGUCGUACAGGCUGGUCGGCUUGAAGCCUGGAGUUCUCCACACCGUCUACAUCUGGGCCUUCAAGGGAGACAAAGUCAGCAAGAAGAGUUCAACAGAAGCUGAGACAGAGCUGGAUGCCCCUACUAACUUCUUGGCCCGAGAUGAGACAGAGUCCAGCUUCAGGGUGUCCUGGGAUCACACCAAGGCAGAAGUCGAUGGCUACAUGCUAAGCUACAGCUCCUCUGAGGGCUUGAGUGAGGAAAUCCCUGUCGGGUCUGAGAGUACUUCCUACGUGCUGACUGGCCUCAGACCUG